Molecule: messenger RNA, 1762 nt
Organism: Effrenium voratum
Lineage: Eukaryota; Dinophyceae; Suessiales; Symbiodiniaceae
Source: the annotation of a GenBank genome assembly
GCGAUGAGAGCCCGUGUAAAGAGUUCACAUACUUGCGUGCUUCUUCUUAGGUUUUGAUUCAAUGCACCAUGUGGUUUCAUCGAAUACGGUUUGUCGAUUCAUUAUUUGCUCAAUGCUCAGGCGGGAACGCCUUCCAAGGAGCAUAGAGUGCACUUGGCGGGAUGGAUUCGUGUCGGCAAAACUGGUGAAUGAGACGCCGGCCGCAGCCAUUUUGGUGCCUUAAGGAAGAAGCCCAACGCAACCCGACUCAACGCCAUGUCGUCUUCUGAGCCCGCGCAGAAAGCGUCGACGCACAUGCAAGAUGGGCACGACACUGUGGACCGAGACACUGUGUUCGCCAACUACAAGUCGGUGUUCUCCCGGCAGUUUGCGGUGUCACUGGCGGUGGAGUUCAUCGGCACCAUGUUCUUCCAGAUUUUGGGGGGCGCUGCGGCCAAGGACAUGGGUGCAUUUGUGAAUGCCUUUGCGCUGGCGGUGUGGAUCUACGUGGCGGCCAACAUCUCUGGAGGGCAUCUGAAUCCGGCCGUCAGCUUUAGCACCUGCGUGUGCGGCUUCUACCCUCUUCUCCAUACCAUCAUCUACGUCAUCCUCCAGAUCUGCGGGGCCAUUUGUGGCGCCUGGGCCUUGUCGGGCUUGGUCCCGGGCGCCUCCGCCGGGAUGGGCGACGGGGGCCCUGGGUGCUUCGACAGCACCGUGAUCUCGUCCGAGCUCACCGGCAAGCAGGUCUUUUGGUGGGAGUGCCUCAUGACCUUCACGCUGAUCAGCUGCGUCUACGCCUGUGGCGUGGCAAAGCCCGGGCACGGGUCCCACACUCCGCUGGCGGUGGGUCUGUCGCUCUUCGCGUGCGCGGCGAGUGGGGGCCAGUACACCGGGGGCGCCCUGAACCCUGCCCGCGUGCUAGGGCCCUACGCGGUCUUCGAUUGCGGCGAGGACUGGGCCGGCCUCUACGUGGGCGCUCAAGCGCUGGCGGCAGUCUUCGCGAUGUCCGUCUUUGCCUUCGUGUCGGGGCUGGGGCCGUUAAAUCCGCGGAUGUCCAAGAAUGCGCUUGGUCUCUCCUGGCCGGAGGCCAUGUUUCUGUGGAUCACGGGAUCGCCGCCCUCUCGGAUGCAGGUCACCGGCAAGGAGAACAUCAGCGACUUCCGUGUCCAAAUCAAGAAUUACCAUCGCGACAAGAACGUGCGCUCGGAGGGCGAGAAGAAAAACGGCGUGGCGUCGUGGCUGGAGGGGCUCGUUGGCAUCAAGCAGUUCAAGCACCUCGAGGGCGACUCGGAGUCCUCCGAAAUCGCCUAGCGACAAGAAGAAGACGGUGUCGCCAAUGAAAAUGCAUGGGGGACGCAUGAAUGGAUGGGGCCGGUGGCACGUCCGUGAACUGGGAGCUUUGGUACAUGUUCACAAAUAUAGGCGUUAUGUUCACGAAUGGGCCAAAGCUGAGGACUUCUUGAGAAAAAGAAAUCCGAAGAAGUUCAGACGUGUCUCAGGUGGCCCCACCCUGUGCAAGCAUAUCGGGCCGGAAAAUCUGCCUAUGACAGCAUCGAGACCGCUCGGUCGAUUGGUGGUGCCAUGAGAAGAUAUCUCUUUCUGAAAUCUUUUGAAAUCAUGUGGCGGUGAUGGCCCGUUGUCCCCAUGAAUUACAGAAAUUAAGGAUACAUUUUUGCGAUUCUGUCAGACUAAUGGAAUCGCGCAUUUGAUAUCUGGCCUGCGGCUGCCUGAGAAUGCGCAGGGAGCAGGCGUUUAGAGUUGAGGAACCACAAAGCUGGCGCAG